Pochonia chlamydosporia 170 is the source of this 1185-nucleotide messenger RNA. Its product is annotated as mRNA capping enzyme alpha subunit. Gene Ontology annotation, cellular component: mRNA capping enzyme complex. The record is from RefSeq and is a predicted model, not a curated record. The transcript is spliced from 2 exons. Gene Ontology annotation, molecular function: mRNA guanylyltransferase activity; ATP binding. Lineage: Eukaryota; Fungi; Ascomycota; Sordariomycetes; Hypocreales; Clavicipitaceae. Bases 1 to 1185 code for a protein of 394 amino acids. Gene Ontology annotation, biological process: 7-methylguanosine mRNA capping.
AUGGAGCAACCGACCGAGGGGCCUAUUCCGUCGAUAGCAGAGCCCGGCGUCAAAGCUUCAGGGCCACUGCUGUACACCAUGAGAAAAGAGGUGGCAGAGUUGCUAGGAAGACACCAGACUGGCUUCCCGGGAGCUCAGCCUGUCAGUUUUGCGAGACAGCAUCUCGACGAACUGCAGAAGCAAGACUACUAUGUUUGCGAAAAGUCGGACGGCAUUCGGUACUUGCUCUACUCCACUGCCGACGAAGAAGGCGGCGAAGCGCACUACCUCAUCGACCGCAAAAACGACUACUGGUUCCUCACCAACAGGAACCUACACUUUCCUCUGGAAAACAAUACGCAGGCUUUCCACACGGCCACCCUGGUAGACGGGGAGCUGGUGUGGGACGCCCUCCCCAACGGCAAGAAAGAGCCGCGCUUCCUUGUGUUUGACUGCCUGGUAAUGGAUGGAAACAAGCUCAUGGACCGAACCCUCGACAAAAGACUGGCCUAUUUCAAGGAGCGAUUGUACCUGCCAUAUAAGAAACUCUUCAAAGAGUAUCCUGAUGAGCUGAAAUUCCAGCCCUUCUUCGUGGAGAUGAAGCCGUUUCAGCUAGCCUACGGAAUCGAAAUGAUGUUCAAGCAGGUCCUUCCCAGUCUAAAGCAUGGCAACGAUGGAUUGAUUUUCACAUGUCGCAAUACAGCGUACAAACACGGCACGGACCCUCAUAUUGUGAAGUGGAAGCCUCCGGAAGAAAACACCAUCGAUUUCCGACUCAAGCUGACAUUCCCGCUGGUUGAGCCCGACGAAUGGGAAAGAAAAGAGGGCAUCACUGAGCCAUUCAUUGAUUACGACAGCGUUCCAAAGUCGGAGCUAACGAUCUUUAUGGGAGAUAGCGGACCAGAUAAGUACGAGCGCUUUGAUAAUUUGUACCUGACGGAGGAGGAGUGGGAGACUCUAAAAGGGUUGAACGAUCCUCUGAACGAUCGUAUCGUCGAGUGUAAUCAGGAUGAUCAAGGACGCUGGCGAUUGCUUCGCUUCAGGGACGACAAGAGCGAGGCCAAUCACAAGAGCACGGUCAAUAGCGUCCUGGAAAGCAUCAACGACCGUGUCUCGGAGAAGGAUUUGUAUAGAAAUGCUGGCCCCAUUAGAGAUAGUUGGAAGGCGAGGCAGGCACGGUCGAACCAGGAACGUCGCGAUCGAUAG